Messenger RNA from Mesocricetus auratus (golden hamster), 2765 nucleotides. It is a transcript of the gene Pnpla1, whose product is annotated as patatin like phospholipase domain containing 1. Gene Ontology annotation, molecular function: triacylglycerol lipase activity. The record is from RefSeq and is a predicted model, not a curated record. Bases 222 to 2270 code for a protein of 682 amino acids. NCBI's taxonomy places the organism in Eukaryota, Metazoa, Chordata, Mammalia, Rodentia, Cricetidae. Gene Ontology annotation, biological process: triglyceride catabolic process; lipid homeostasis. The transcript is spliced from 10 exons. Gene Ontology annotation, cellular component: membrane; lipid droplet; cytoplasm.
GUGGGAGGCACAGGGCGAGGCACUUGGCAGAGAUUUUGCAACUGCACGCCGCCGAGGGCUGAGAGGCACCGCCUCGGUAGGGAGCAGGGAAUGCUCCACUCCUAGGUGCGCGCGCUCGCUCGCUCGCUCGGGAUGGGUGGAGAGCCUGAGGAAGCUGUGCCUCACCUGAGUUAAUUAGGUGGCGAAGGCAGCAUGGGGUCUGUAGGACCGGGACCCUGCCCAUGACUCUGAGGGCCGUGUGCCUUUUAUCCAGGCCUGGGCCCCUUAUCGGUGUUUCAGGGUGCCUCGUGGCCAGGCUAAACAGGCCCAGGCAGUGGCGGGGUGAGCCAGCCACCCGUGGGCGCCUGGUGGGGCCAGUAGAGUCGCCACAUUCCAGCCUCUUGGCUGGCAGGGAAGGAGACGGCGAGCCAGGGCAGACCUCCUCCUGUGGGAGGCCAAAGGCCCUGAAGAUGGAGGAGCAGGUGUUCAAGGGGGACCCAGACACCCCUCAUUCCAUCUCCUUCUCCGGGAGCGGAUUCCUUUCCUACUACCAGGCUGGCGUGGUGGACGCUCUGCGAGACCUGGCCCCGAGGAUGCUGGACACCGCCCAUCGCUUCGCAGGGACUUCAGCGGGCGCAGUGAUCGCAGCCUUGGUCACCUGUGGGAUUGAGAUGGAGGAGUACCUCAGAGUGCUGAAUAUGGGCCUGGCUGAAGUGAAGAAAUCCUUCCUGGGACCUCUGUCCCCAUCCUGCAAGAUGGUUCAGAUGAUGCGACAGUUUUUGUACAACGUGCUGCCCGAGGACUCCUACAAGUUCGCCACCGGGAAGCUGCACGUAAGCCUCACCAGAGUCACGGACGGAGAGAACGUGGUGGUUUCCGAGUACACGUCCAAGGAAGAGCUCAUCGAGGCCCUGUAUUGCAGCUGCUUUGUUCCUGUCUACUGCGGCUUCAUCCCCCCAACAUAUCGGGGUGAGAGGUACAUCGACGGUGGCUUCACGAGCAUGCAGCCCUGUGCGUUCUGGACGGACGCCAUCACCAUCUCUACCUUCAGCAGCCAGCAGGACAUCUGUCCCCGAGAUUGCCCCGCCAUCUUCCAUGACUUCCGCAUGUUCAACUUCUCCUUCCAGUUCUCCCUGGAGAACAUCACCCGCAUGACGCACGCGCUGUUCCCGCCAGACCUGGUGAUCCUGCAGGGUUACUACUAUCGGGGAUAUGACGAUGCGGUCUCAUACCUGCGGAGGCUGAACGCUGCGUACCUCGACUCUCCCAGCAAGAGAGUGAUUUUCCCGAGGGUAGAGGUGUACUGCCAGAUAGAGGUCGCCCUUGGCCAUGAGCCCCCAGCUGAGCAGGGCCACCGUGAUGAUCCCUCACAACGGCACGAACAGGUGGCUCCCGGAGAGGACAGAAAGGACAGCCCGUCCCCAGCUUCCCCAUCAGUGCAGACACCUGAAUCCAGGGACCAGGGGGCUGUGGAGUCACCACCCGGUGCAUCAUCUAAGCGGUUACCCGCAUCACCCUCGGCCCCGCCCCACCCAGGCCCAGUGGUGAGGCCCGAGCUGGCCGCUGGCCCCAGGGACGUUGGCCCCAGGGACGUUGGCCCAAUAAAUCUUCAAACUGCAAACCCGAAGCAAGGGGUGAAGGACGGCCGUCAGCUGGACGUGGCCGCCACCGCCGCCACCGCUGCUGCCACCGCCCGAGGCACAGACAGCUCGCCCUCUGUGUUGCACACCCCGCUGUCACCUGCAGACAGGCACAGCUCGGAGGCUGGGUCCCCACUGCCUGUGUCAUCGCCCGAAUCCCUUCAUCAUUCGGGACUGCUGCUCAGACACCCCCAGGCAGCCACAGAAGCCAGGACAGACCCCGGGCCCCUGCCCUCAAGUGCCUUGGCGCCACCUGCCCUGCCACCUGUGGAGGAGCUGGGUCCCCAGCAGCCCACAGGGCCCCAAUCCUCUUCACCGCUGGCAAGCUCGACGGCACCGGACACCAGGAAGCCAGCAUCCCAGAAGCCUCCGGCGGACUGUCCUGCUGUGGAUUCAAACAGAGCAAACAAGAAGUUCAAGAAGAAACAGAAGACAAAUUCGACCAGAGACUGUUUCCAGAGAAACCUUCGGUCCAAGAAGACAACUAGCAAACCGCAGUGUCCUUGGCUUCUGGAACCCAGGCCUGCUCCUUGCCCACUGGACUUUCCUGUCCUCUCCACUUCUAAGACAGUUUGGGUCACCUACAAGCCUCAUCCCAACCGGAUCCAAGAAUUCAGCUGCUCUGAGGGAGUGGGUGUACAGAACUCCUAGACUGAAUCAGGAGAGACCCCAGUGACCCGGAGCCUGGGUCCAGCCUUCCACCCACACCCAAGGCUGCCAGUCGGGACCAGGGGGUAGCCUUGGCUAUCCAGCACUGCAGAAGGUCUGCUCCCCCAGUGUGUGUGUGCUUGUCUGACGCACCUCCUGCCCAACAGAGUCUCUGUUUAUAAUCGCUGGAACCCUUCUGAAGCUGUUUCCUGGGAUCCCCAAGAGAAGGACCUGACCAGCGCUCUGGGUUUCAGGAUUUUUUUCAACUCCCUCUCCCUGGAACUCUACAGCUCAGCCAUGCAGACCAGCAGCCAUGGGCUUUCUCAGUCAAGGACCAAAAAUGUCCCUUCCCUCAGCCCCAGUGAGGGAAAAACGUCAUUCACGCAGCUGUGACAGUAAUCUCAAGGAAGACAUCUUCAGUCUCAUUGGGUGACACUUUGGGGGACAUGUGAAAUUAAACAUCUGCUCUCAAGCUGGCAUGGGACAGCACCCCCAAAA